Ochlerotatus camptorhynchus is the source of this 713-nucleotide messenger RNA. RefSeq lists its product as uncharacterized. NCBI's taxonomy places the organism in Eukaryota, Metazoa, Arthropoda, Insecta, Diptera, Culicidae. The transcript is spliced from 3 exons. The record is from RefSeq and is a predicted model, not a curated record. Bases 18 to 620 code for a protein of 200 amino acids.
CUAGUCUAACACUUUGAAUGAUUGAACCAGUUAGUAGUUUACCGAUAGUUGCACAGUAUAGACAUAAGAAAGCUGCCACAACAUCCAUCAUGCAACCAUCAAGCUCAUUCAGUAUGUUCCUGCUGGUGUCGAUUGUCCUGCACACAUCCACAGCUCUUCCACUGAUGAAAUAUUUGAGCCCGGAAGAAAAAUCUGAAGAUGGAGAACUAACGACAGCCCUAGCGGAGAUCCGGCCAGAGCUUGACGACGAUCUUCCCUAUAUCCGUUAUGGAACGGUUAUGCCAGUGCUGAAAGUUGUUCUUACGCCAAUCGGACGAAUGGUGCAACCGAUGAUCGAACAGUGGAUCGCGGACCGCUUUGGACCGUAUAUAGACUCGAUCGGGCGUGCAGUCGAAGGCGUUUCCCGGUAUGCAACGGAUAAUCUUUCCUUCCAGACGGGUGACACGUACUACACCAAGAGCGAUCUCAUCGAUGGGUACGGGUACAACUCGUUGAUCAUCAACCUUCCCUCGGGCAAAACGAUGACUGUGCUGACCAGUAAAUCAAAACGAAAGCUGGAUAUAUUCGACGAGCUUCCACAGCUAUCGGAGGCACUGAACGAGGUGCGCAAACUGAAGUAAACGGGGUGGGCUCAAUCGGAGGUGAAGAUGCUAUUAGAUGAUUAGCGUAAUUUUAGGCUUUUAAUAGGAUGAUUAUUUAUUUAUGUAUUUAUU